AUGGAGGAGAAAAUCAGAGAAUUGAUGAAUGAAAAGGCCUCACUAGCAGCCAAGACCAUCCGUUACACAUUUAUAAAGACUCCAGCAGCAUCACAGUCCCAGGAGGAUGCGACAGAGACUCAAAGGAAGCUGAAAACUGCAGAACAAAGAAUAAUCAGGUUGGAAGAACAGUUGGAGGGACAUUCAACGCUGCAGACACAAUUCAAUCGCCAGAAAAGGGAGCUUGAAGAGGCAGAAGUCACAAUUCAGAAGUUGAAGGCAGAGUUAUUCACUCGGGAAUAUCCAAAAGAACUUUCGGUAGUGACGAGACGUCUUGAGCAGUUGCAGCAGGAGUCGCCAGUUGCGAACAAAGUCAUCUCAUCCCUUCGUGCAGUUGAAGAAAAGAGGCAUCUUCUUGAAGAGCAAAGGCUUCGUCUGCAGAAACGAUUGGAGGAAAAGGGAGACAGUCCAUUAGUGCAGGAGGAUGUUGAGAUACUGUUUGAAGGUAACAAUUUACCGAUGAUCAGUACUGAGAUGCAGACCAAAGCUCAGGACGUUCAUCAAUUACCAGAUGUUCCACAAAUAACGAUUAAAAUCGAUUCUGAUCUGCCGUUGAGUGAGGACGAUUCGUCCAAUGCAAUCGAUCAUGAGAAUGAGGAUGACUGUGAUUCUACAGAUGCAUUUGACCAUCAGAGUUCGUCAUCAAAAGCUCCAGACAAAGAUGCAUCUCCUUCCCUCCGAGCAUCGAAGAACAUUAACUCGUCUUCACUGAAAUCGAAGAAAACAGAGCCACGAAGAGUCCCUGCAAGCACGACAGGAAAGGAUUCCUUCGUUCGUCCCACGAAUCCAAAGUUCUUCGAGAUUAAUUGGGAUAGAGAGUACAGUUAUCCGUCGAAGGGGCAAUGGGCGUGCAAAAAAUGUCCCCAAAUGUUCACACGUAGUGUACGAAUGCAGGAUCAUGUAUGGAUGAGCGAGCACCUGAUUGAUAGGUUCCAGUGUUCAUCAUCUGGAGACCAUCAGAUACCUCUGAUACGCCAACGACUCGACAUGUCGAAGACCUCGACCCUGAGCACUUCAUCGAAUGACUCUGUCCUUCCCCUUGAACAGGAGUUGAGACUUUUGAAGAGAGAAAUGACAAGCCUCCGUAGCAGAUUAUCUCAGACUGAAGUCAGCCUCAAGAGAAGCAGACAAAUGAGUGAAUGGUCUGACAAUAAGAUGAAUAUUCUCAAGGACCAGCUGCAGAUGGAGACUGGAACAACAGAGCGACUACGACAAGAGCUGAAGAGAAAAAUGGAGACUAUCCAUGCAGCUCAUGCAGCUCAGAUGGUUGUAGAGUUCGAGCUGUCUCAAGUGAAGACCUCAACAAAGGAAAGGGUCAGCGAAUUGACAGCUGAAAAUGCCUUACUAACAGCUCAGGCAGAACAUUCCACAAGUGGAAAAAUUCCAACACCAUCACAGUCCCAGAAGAAUGACAGAGAGACUCAGAGGAAGCUGGAAGCUGCAGAGCAGAGAGUGAUUAGAUUGGAGAAGCAGUUGGAGGAGAAUUCGACACUGCAGAAGGAACUCAAUAUGCAAAAAAUCAAGCACGAGCAAGCCAAAAUCAACAUUAAGGAGUUGAAAGCUAAAAUACUCACCUGUGAAUAUCCAAAAGAGUUUGCAACAAUGAAAACACGUGUUGCACACUUGGAGAGGGAAUUACUUAAAACAAAAGAGAUUGCCUCAUCCCAAUUUGGUGCUGAAGAGGAAAGACGUCUUCUGGGGGAGGAAAUAUGCUGUCUGCCGAAGAAAUUGGACCAGCAAAGCGAAAGUUUUCCAGUGCAGAAGAUCGUUGAGAUGAGGCCUAAUGUCAAUGCAGUACAGAUUCAGCGUGAUGGGAUGGGGAAGACAUCCCAGGAGGCUGGAACAAUACCAGAAACAACGACAACAACUAUCAACAUUGAGCCUGAUUUGCUGUUGAUUUACGAGAAUUCGUCGGAGGCAGGUUGUGACGAGAAAACAAAUCGUUUUAAUUCAGCUUCAAAUACAAAUCAUGAAGUUAUCGCUAGAUCAGGACCUCGAGAUGCAGAUGAAGCUCUUCUCCUGCAAGCAGCGAAGAACAUGGCAGUAGGGAAAUUGACGAAGGCAGAGCCCCAAAAGGCUCGUGAGAAGAUCUCAAGGAUGGUCCCCGCUGCUCGUCCCGCGAAUCCCAAAUUCUUCAAGCUUGAUUGGACUACAGAAUAUCAUAGCAUAGGAGAACGCAAAUGGAAGUGCAGUAAAUGUUCCAAGAUUUCUGGAUCUCAACGAUGCAUGCAGGAUCAUGUAUGGGUUGAACAUUAUGGAGAAAAAUUCCAGUGCACUCAUUGUUCUCAUCUCCUGUCGGAGAGGUACUCCAUCGGUUUGCAUAAUAGGGGAGAGCAUCCAGAGUUGGUGAUGAUCAGACCUAUUAAAAAGGAAAUUGAUUGA
This is a messenger RNA of Diachasma alloeum, 2421 nucleotides long. Its product is annotated as filamin A-interacting protein 1-like. The record is from RefSeq and is a predicted model, not a curated record. NCBI's taxonomy places the organism in Eukaryota, Metazoa, Arthropoda, Insecta, Hymenoptera, Braconidae. Bases 1 to 2421 code for a protein of 806 amino acids. The transcript has 2 exons.